CUUUAGAAAAUAUAAUUAAAUUGGCUUUGUUUUUUUUUAAACCCCGACACCCUUGCAAUGAUUGCACCAGUGAAUGUACUUCUUAGAAUCCCUACCUGAUCUUAAAUGCAUCAUCUUCGCUCAAUUAUCUAAACGACUGGCAAAAGCAGUAAUGGACGCAAGACAUGACCCUCCAUCGUGGUGCAGCUGCAGAACAGGCCGUCCGAGUGUAAACAAACAACUCCGCUACUCAGACGACAGUGGUCGGGGACGGUGAUGUGCAUCACUCUUCGGGUAUGAUGGAAGCAGCAGGGUUUAGACUUGCAGAGCUGUGGCUUUAGGGCCUGACCAGCACCAUGCAGCAAAAAGGUGCCAUCCAGAUUAUCGAAUGGGAAGACCUGGACAAGAGGAAGUUCUACUCCCUGGGUGUGUUCAUGACGCUGACCACCCGGGCCACGGUCUACCCAGCCAGCCUGAUUCGGACCAGGCUCCAGGUGCAGAAAGGGAAGGCCUUGUACUCGGGCACCCUUGAUGCUUUCUUCAAGAUCCUGCGAACGGAGGGAGUGAGGGGUCUCUACCGAGGCUUCAUGGUCAACACCUUCACCCUGGUCUCCGGACAGGCGUACAUCACCACCUACGAGCUGGUGCGCAAGUACGUGUCCCACUACUCACCGAGUAACACGGUGAAGUCGGUGGUGGCGGGGGGCGCGGCGUCGCUGGUGGCUCAGACCAUCACCGUGCCCAUUGAUGUGGUGUCCCAGCACCUGAUGAUGCAAGGACAGGGGGAACAUCUGACCCGCUUCAAGGUCAAACCAAAGAUGAUGCUCACCACAGCUAAACGCAAACCUAUUUUCGGGCAAACGCGGGACAUAACGGUGCAGAUAUUUGCAGCCGAUGGUUUCAGGGGAUUUUACAGGGGUUACGUGGCGUCGCUGCUCACGUACAUCCCCAACAGUGCUGUCUGGUGGCCUUUUUAUCACUAUUAUGCAGAAAAAUUGUCUUUAUUGGCACCAAGUGGGUGUCCCCACCUGAUUCUGCAGGCUGUGGCAGGACCAAUGGCAGCAGCAACCGCCUCCACCAUCACAAACCCCAUGGAUGUUGUUCGUGCGAGAGUCCAGGUGGAGGGCCGAUCAUCGGUCACAGAGACGUUCAAGCAGCUGGUGGCAGAGGAGGGCAUUUGGAUGAUGACCAAAGGGUUGUCGGCCCGCAUCAUUUCCUCCACGCCCACGUCAGUGAUCAUCGUGGUUGGAUAUGAGACUCUGAAGAGGCUGAGCCUGCGUUCUGAGCUGAUUGAGACCAGACACUGGUGAAAGACAACAAGGCGGAGGGGGUGGGGGACCAGGACAGCCUUUCAGCAGGCUCCAGCUGUAUACAGGCAGUGACCCAGAUCUGUCCUAUGCUUUUUAAACUGGGUGUGGUUUUUAAUGCAGGCAUAGAGAGGAUCCAUCAUUAGACAUACCAGGAAGCAAAUUGAAGGGUGCUAAUGCCCUUUUUUUUCCUGUGUCAGACUGUUUUGCAAACUGUUAUACUGUACCGUAUUGUUCUGGCGUUCUUGUGAUUUGCUGUAUUAUUUGUGAAAGAUACACAAUGAAAUUUGUAACAGGCACUUAUUUCUCUUUCCUGCUGCCGUCUCCCUGUAUCACCCAGUUAGAUUAGGAAAAGGGAGGAAAAUUUAAGGUUUAAUCUAAACAAAUGUCUAGAAAGGUUUUAUUAGGUAUACUGAAACGGUAACAUAACUGUUUUGUGUGGUGUAAAAUCCAGUUUUGCUUUUAUCCUGCAAUGCUUUACUGUAAAAAUCACUUUUAAUGUCUGCAUAUUUGUACCCCCCCACCCCUGUAUUUCUUAGAGUCCGUUUUUUCGGACCACAUGCGUUUUGUGGAUCUUGAAGUAUUUUCUGGGAGUUGCAGGGGAUGCUUAUAAGGGCUAUCCGGUCUAAAACAACAGUGGGUCCUCAAAUCUCAACAAAAAAGUCAAGCUUGUGCCCAGUUGGGUUUGGACGACCCUGUUUUGGGUGUUCAUGGACAGUGGGACGACAGUAGACCUCAGGGUCUCAUCUUUGCUUUUGCAGAUAAAAUGGCUUACACUUGUAUAGCGCUUUUAUCAAGUCCAAAGACUCCAAAGUGCAUAACAUUACAGUCAUGCACUGACAGUGGUAGGCUACCUUGUAGCCACAGCUGUCCAGGGGCAGACAGACAGCAGUGAGGCACCACCCCACCCUCUGACCACCAUCAGGAGGCAAGGCGGGUGAAGUGUCUUGCCCAAGGACUCAACAAUUGAGACCAACGGAGCGGGGGUUCAGACCAGCAAACCACCUGUUACAGGACGAACCCCUUCCACCCGCGGUUCUGUUGGCAGAAUACCUUAGGUCUGGGAUUAAAGUCAGCUCCUGUAAGUCUAAGGCCAUGGUAAUCAACUGGAAAAAGGUGGAGUCUUAAGCAGGAAUAUUAGUAUCUGUGCAAGUGAUGGUAGAGGAAAAGAGGGGCUUUGUGUCCAGAAAAGCUGCUGUGGUAAGGAAAGUAAAGUUUUUAUUUACCGAUCCAAGCAGGACAAUACAGGGCGGAAUGCUGUGUACAAGCAGCUGAAGAGGGCUGUAUCCAUAGGGUGGCUGGAUUCAGGUUUAGAAAUGGGUCCUUCUUCCAUGGGAGGAUGGCGAAAGCAGUUGAGCUAGUUCAGGCAUCCAACCAGGUUCCCUGCUGGGUGUCUAGGCUUUGGGGGUUUUCUAAGCAUGUCCUACCAGUAAGAGACCAGUGGCAGAUCCUGAACUCUCUGGAAAACCCGGGGACCCCCCAAAAUCAGCUGGAGAGAGUCACCAGGGAGAGGGAUGUCAGGGUUUUCCUCAUGCAGCUGCUACCUCUAUGACCUUAUUUGGGGUAAGGGGGAAGACAGCCUAUGGAUGUCUGAAGCCCAUCUUAUACUUCUGCCUUUUGCAAAUUUUAGUAAGUUGCCUCUUUUUGUGAAAUAGCUCUGUGUGUUUAAAAUGUAUAAUUCUAUAGAUUAAUACUUUUUUGGACGCUGAUAAUAAUAUGUAUCACUGCCAGUAAAGUGUUCACUUAAAUGGAGAGUUAACCACAUUAACGUAAGCCAGAGUCCUCAAUCUGGUUCCAAACAUUUAUACUUGGACCCUAAGAGGUGCGGGAUUGAACACAGUACUCUUUAUUUUUUGCUAUGAAACAUGUCUCCUGGGGAGAAAUGUAAUAAUCUUGAGAGGUCUGCAACUAAAACGUGAUGUCAAGGAGACGGUCUUCAAAGACGAAGAUGGCAGCACUACACCAGCGCACAUCCUGAUUUACUGAGCUGCCUUCAGAGUUAACUCAUUGCAUUCUGCUUGGUACACCAGUGAAAAGCAGACAUUGUGUGUCUUUAAAAAAUGCCAUGUUUGUAGACAUCUCUGUUCAUGUAGAGUACAGUGUUGUUUUUUUAACUUUUCAUUAAAUGAAUGUGUUAACGUUGGGAUAUGUUAAAAUGUACAGAGUACCAGUUGAGGAAAACAAAAACACUGUAAAGAAAUCAAUGCAGUGUUUUAAACAGAUUUCUACUGGCAACAGCAAUAAAUCGUUACGUUACUAAUA
Molecule: messenger RNA, 3548 nt
Organism: Girardinichthys multiradiatus
Lineage: Eukaryota; Metazoa; Chordata; Actinopteri; Cyprinodontiformes; Goodeidae
Gene: slc25a44a
Product: solute carrier family 25 member 44a
Exons: 5
Coding region: 336-1289 (317 amino acids)
Biological process (GO): transmembrane transport; branched-chain amino acid catabolic process
Cellular component (GO): mitochondrion
Molecular function (GO): branched-chain amino acid transmembrane transporter activity
Source: RefSeq, a predicted model, not a curated record